ACUACGCUUGCCGGUUUUGGCCAACCCACUUCCUACGUAUCGAACGUCCAGACAAGAAACUCAGAGAUGCGGUGGUAGCCUUUUUGUCAGCACCGGGGGUAGGGGAAAGUUGGUUCAAACUUUAUUUGCUAGGCCAUGCGGAACCCCUAGAUUUGGUCGGACACCGAAAAGAAUGGGUAUCCACAAAUUUUGGGGGUCGUCAAACAGCGACAUGGGCUCUCGCUUCAAAGUAGAGGAUGAUGGACUCACUGUUUCGUUUUCAGCGCUUCAAGACAGCGCCGAUGCCGACAUAAUCUGUCUCCGUGCCGACCACCCACUUCCACCGAGACCUUUCCCUCCCGAUGACCCGAAAAGCGUCUAUUUCGAAAUGAAGAUAUUCGAGACAGAGACACAGACGGAUCCCGAUUCCAAGGACUCUGACUUGUUGCCUCCAGAGUUGGCUAUUGGUUUACGCGGUGAGUUUUCGGACCAAUCAGGAGCACACGUAGGCUGGCGCACUUGGACGGUAGGCUAUCAUGGGGAUGAUGGGAGGGUAUAUGAGCACAAUUAUCCCGUAAGCUCCGACACAGGACGCAAGUUCGGACCGGGAGACACUGUCGGUUGCGGGGUCGACUACAGUGCCGAGGAAUACUUUUUUGCUCUUCGUAGUGAGGUGAUUGCUCGCCGAAAAAACAACAUCAUAUCUAGGAAAAUGUAUCCUACGGUUAGCCAAUGGAGAACUGCGUGUAAAAUCAAGGUUAACUUUGGAGACGAACAUUUUCUUUAUUGAAGGACGAAAACUGGGUCAUGGAGAGCCUUCAUCAGUCAUCAAUGGAACCUGUUGAGGCUUUUCGGAAUUUUUGUUCUAGUCAAUCUAUAGAGCAUAUAUCUAAAGAUCCUGUAAAAAG
Mytilinidion resinicola is the source of this 887-nucleotide messenger RNA. RefSeq lists its product as uncharacterized. Gene Ontology annotation, molecular function: protein binding. The coding region runs from base 173 to 769 and encodes 198 amino acids. Lineage: Eukaryota; Fungi; Ascomycota; Dothideomycetes; Mytilinidiales; Mytilinidiaceae. The transcript has 3 exons. The record is from RefSeq and is a predicted model, not a curated record.